This is a messenger RNA of Symbiodinium necroappetens, 624 nucleotides long. The record is from the annotation of a GenBank genome assembly. NCBI's taxonomy places the organism in Eukaryota, Dinophyceae, Suessiales, Symbiodiniaceae.
AUGGGAAGCUCCGUUGCCUGCCUUGGCCGACUCAUCGAUGCAAGAGCUGACUUGAAUGAACAGUAUGAGCCUUCUGCCGCAGAUCCGUUGGGCUUAGUGAUGAAGCUCAAGGGUCUGCAGUAUCAGAUCAGCAAGGUUCCCACCAUCCUCUCCACCGUAGGAUACCACCAUUAUGGCUCCACGCCCCUGAUGGUUGGAAUAAUGUGUGGCAACUUUGAGACUGCAGUUGCACUCAUUAUGAAGAAAGCGCGGCUCGACUUGAAGAAUGUCCGCAACAAGACAGCGCUAGACCUCGCACACGAGCUGCAAGCCCCCGACUAUCUGGUCAACGCUCUCCGGGAGCCCGCAAGUUUAGAAACGAGACUGCCAGUCGGCCAGCCAAUGCAGCCCAAUGAUUCACAGGAAUCCUUGCAAGAGCAUUAUCUUUGUAGUUGCCUGCUGGAUGCUGGAAGUGGUGAUUCGGCUGGCGAGCUUCCUCUUUUUCCUUCUUUUUCAGCGGACAUAUCUCGUGUUCUCUUCCCAUCUGGUGUUGCAAGCCUUCUUUUUGAUUCCCGAGUCCUGCAGCCUGAGAAUAUCCCGGUGGACUCGGGGGACAGGGUUUCUCUGAGCAUCGCGACUGGGUGA